Molecule: messenger RNA, 1878 nt
Organism: Scomber japonicus (chub mackerel)
Lineage: Eukaryota; Metazoa; Chordata; Actinopteri; Scombriformes; Scombridae
Product: carboxy-terminal kinesin 2-like
Exons: 16
Coding region: 1-1878 (625 amino acids)
Biological process (GO): microtubule-based movement
Molecular function (GO): microtubule motor activity; microtubule binding; ATP binding
Source: RefSeq, a predicted model, not a curated record
AUGUCUCGCUUACCGGUUAUGUCGAGUAAGAGGGUCCUCACAAGCAGCAUCUUGGAGAACUGUCAGGACCUCCAGCCUGAUCAGAAGAGGCUCCGUAAAGACCCGGAUCAUGUUAAACCACAGGCGGCAUCUAUAAUCAUUGGUUCCAAGCGGCCUCCUGUUGCAGCAUCCAGGGCGCCUCUUUCUAAGCCGGUCCGAUCAGGAGCUGCUACGGUGGCUGGUGCUCCUUCCAGAGGUGUCCUGAAGUCAUCUGUUGCUUCAACUGCUGCAAAUGUAGGAAGCAUGAAAUCAACUGGCACAAAAGCAGGUGGGGGCGCGGCCACCAGCCGGCCUGGAUGGGACCUGAAGGGAAAGGUCAGCGACAUGGAGGGUAAGCUCAGUAACUACCAGAGCAAAGUCAAAUCUGUCAACCAGGAGAACGAAUCUCUGAAAGGCUCGAUGGCCCAGAGCCAGUCAAGAAUCAUGGAAAUGGAGAGUGAGCUUGAGAGCCAGAGAAGCCAGAUCAGUGAAUAUGAGGAAGAGCUGCAGGCGCUGUCGGGGGUCAGGGAUGAGUUGGAGAAAGUGUCGAGUGAUAAGAGCACUCUUCAAACAGAGUUCUCCAACUUAGAGGGAAAAUACAAGGUCAUGGAGACUCUUCGUGAUAGCCAAGAGACAGAGCUACAAACUCUGAAGAUGAAGCUUUCAGUAAAGGAGUCAACUCUGGCUCGUCUGCAGAACACCCUCAAAGACACAGAAGAAGAAGUUCGCUCUCUCAAAGACACCGUGGCUCAACAGAAGGAUGAGCUUCACGCUGGUGAGACAGAGCGUCGGCAGCUCUACAACACCAUUGAGGAUCUCAAGGGCAACAUCAGGGUCUUUUGCAGAGUGCGCCCACUGGUGGAUGGAGGCCUCAGCAAACACAUCCAGCUCCUCGACAGUGACAACACAUCAGUAACACUGGCCAAAACUGAGGAGUCUCACACAGGCAAAACUGGUGACAUUCACAAGAAUUACAACUUCAGUUUUGACCGUGUUUUCAGCCCCCAGGCUUCACAGAAGGAGGUGUUUGAAGAGAUCUCCCUCCUGGUGCAGUCAGCCCUGGAUGGCUACAACGUCUGCUGCUUCGCCUACGGCCAGACAGGAAGUGGAAAGACGUACACCAUGGAGGGAGCCGAGUAUGACGACACCAGAGGUGUCAUUCCCAGAGCUGUGCAGCAGAUCUUUCAAGCAGCAGAGAAGCUGGAAGCACAAGGCUGGAAGUUCGCCUUCACUGCAAGUUUUGUUGAAAUUUACAACGAGACCCUUCGCGACCUCCUUUACACUGGAAAGGCCAGCAAGAGACCCGAGCAUGAAAUCCGCAAAUCAGCAAACAACGAAAUUUCAAUCACCAACCUCACCUAUGAGCAGGUCUCCACCGAGGAUCAGGUUCUCGGCUUGAUAGCUGUGGCCAACCAGAAUCGCUCCACUGCCCAGACAGCCCAGAAUGACCGCUCCUCUCGCUCCCACUCAGUCUUCCAGCUGGACAUCGAGGGAGUGAAUGCUGGCAGGGACGUCAAAUGCAAGUCCACUCUGUGCCUGGUGGACUUGGCUGGCAGUGAGCGAAUGGCAAAGAGUCAGUGCCAGGGAGAGCGCUUUAAAGAGAUGACUGCAAUCAACAGCUCCCUGUCCAACCUCGGCAUCGUUAUUUCUGCACUGGCCAACAAGGAGAGCUACAUUCCCUACAGGAACUCCAAGCUUACUUACCUUCUGCAAAGCUGUUUGGGAGGAAACAGCAAGACCCUGAUGUUUGUUAACAUCGCUCCAGAGCCAAACAGCUUUGAGGAGAGCCUCAACUCCCUGAGGUUUGCCAGCAAGGUGAACGACUGUGUUAUUGGAACUGCAAGUGCCAACAGAAAGUAG